This is a messenger RNA of Heteronotia binoei (common prickly gecko), 576 nucleotides long. RefSeq names its product tetratricopeptide repeat domain 36 (gene TTC36). Gene Ontology annotation, biological process: cilium assembly. The transcript is spliced from 3 exons. Bases 1 to 576 code for a protein of 191 amino acids. Gene Ontology annotation, molecular function: protein binding. The record is from RefSeq and is a predicted model, not a curated record. Lineage: Eukaryota; Metazoa; Chordata; Lepidosauria; Squamata; Gekkonidae.
AUGGGAAGCGCCGAGGAGGCCCGGGCCGUCCUGCAGAGCCUCUUCCACCCUCACCUCCCCCUCGGGGAAGGCCCCGAUGAAGAGGAGGAGGAGGGGGAGGGGGAGGAAGAGCCGCUUCAAGGGGAAGCCUUCGCGCCGGACGUGCUGGAAGAAGCACGGGCGCUGGAGCUGCAGGGCAUCGCCGCCGCUGAGGCGGGGGACCCCGAGGCGGCCCUCGAGAGCUUCAGCCGCGCCAUUCAGCUGCUCCCGGCCCGAGCCUCCCCCUACAACAACCGCGCGCAGGCCCGGCGCCUCCAGGGGGACGUCGAGGGCGCCCUGGCAGACCUGGCGGCCGCGCUGGAGCGGAGCGCGGGGACGGGGCGGGCGGGGCGGCAGGCCUUGGUGCAGCGGGGGCUCAUCCGGCGGCUGCAGGGGGACGACGAGGCCGCCCGGCAGGACUUCGCGCAGGCCGCCCGCCUGGGGAGCCCCUUCGCCCGCCGCCAGCUGCUGCUCCUCAACCCCUACGCCGCCCUCUGCAACCACAUGCUGGCCGCCGCCCUCCGCAAGCUGCGAGGCCCCCCCGACGCCGCGCCCUGA